AUGAAAUUUCGAAUAAAAUGUCAUGAUCAAACACAAUCAACCGUAUUCGACGGUAUUAAAGAAGACUCGUCCGUGAAUGAUUUGAAAAAACAACUAACAAAACAAUUUUCAUCCUUGAACAAUUUUCAAUUCCAUCUGUCAUUAAAUGGAAAAGGUGCACUAGAUGACGAGCAAACAAUAUCUCAAUCAGGUCUGGUGAAUGGUGAUACAAUUUACAUUUUAAAUGAUAAUCCUGAUGAUCAUGCCAUCAUAUUACCACUAGUACCAUGGACGGAUCAACCAUUAACCUUAGAUGAAGUACGAGAUUCGCACACAUAUCCCGUAUUAGUAUACCGACUGAUUGAAGACUCGCAGCCUGAAACGGAUUUUGAUUAUUUGAUCAUCGUCCUUCAUGCUUUAAUGUUGGAAUGCGGUUUUCAAAUGGACACGGAAAAUAAUUACAAUAUCAAAAGCGCUCGAAAAUCAUCGACAUUCUAUGUUAUCCGUUAUCGACAUAAACUGUGUGAUGAAGAACGUACUCGAUGUUCACUAGCACUGAUGAAAACCGAUACGUUAGUGACAAUUGACGGUGUAGUCAAUGCGAUUUCACAAGCAUGCGGGAAGUUAUCACUGAAUAUUGGAGAUUAUUUACAAAUGCACAAAGCAGGAACAUCUUCAACUACCACCCUUCCUUAUCGUGAACUUCGUACACUGUCGCGAAUAUUCAAAGAUAAUAUAGCAAAUCGGUUACUGUGCAAAUUGCUGGAACAAUCAAGACAAUGUUCAACUGCAACGUUAGUUGGUUUACCAAAUGAAAUCAAACUUCGUCUGGCGAAAUAUCUUCCUAUCAAGUCGAUCUGUAUGCUUCAACUAACGUGUCGUGAUAUUCAUCAUACUUUAAAUGAUAAUCUUCUUUGGCAUGAUUUAUGUGUUCGAGAUUUUGAUAAAGCUGCAAUAACAGCAACUUCGAAUACAAUAGAAAAUUGCUCAAACGAAAAGAACUGGCACAAACUCUACGGAAUAAUCUACGCUCAAAAACAAGCUUCGUUACGCUAUCAAACUAAAUCAUCGCCAUAUUUCCACACGGCAUUUCUUUCAAUAGCUCCACCCACCCAUCGAGUUCUUUUCCCGGAUCCAAGCAAUGCUGGACCUGCCGGUUUUCAUCCAUUUCCACCAGCCAUUUAUCGACCUAUCCCAUCCGGCAUAUUUCGCAUGUGCUCAGCGAAUACACCGCAGACUCAGACAACACUACAGCAGCAAGUGCAACAUCAUCUGUAUUGUCAGCCAGUUUUUGGCCUAAAAUGGGUCGUGAUUUUUGCAGCUGCUACUAUGAUUCCAUUACCACCCUGUUUCCAUCACGUUUGGCUUGGUUAA
Molecule: messenger RNA, 1353 nt
Organism: Adineta ricciae
Lineage: Eukaryota; Metazoa; Rotifera; Eurotatoria; Adinetida; Adinetidae
Source: the annotation of a GenBank genome assembly